UACCAUACAAAACGGCAAAUCUCUCUCUCUCUCUCUUUUUAAAAUGUGUACUGUGUAAUCAUGACGGUGAAUAUUUUGUAACACAGGUCAGUGGGAGGAAAAGGUAUUACUGAAGAAUGUAAAAAUGUGUCCAUACUUUAAUUUCAAACUUUUUUUCAGGCAUAUUAUUCUGAUUGUCAUGCAUUUGUUCACAUCAACACAUCAAAACGCGGUCCCAAAUGUUGGACGGUAUGGAAAAUAAUUAAAAGUGCUAUUGUGUAACUGAAUAUACUUUAGGCAAAUUAUUUUAUAACAGUUCAACAAAAAGAUACAUAGCGAUGAAAAACAACUCACAAAAGAGUCUUGCUCAAAGGCCAUUAGUUUCAUAUUGAAUAUGACACUAGCACACUAAUACCUUUUUCUCCUCUCCUCUGUGUUUGAUUAUGUCUGGCAGUGUUUUUUUCUUAUUAUUAUUUUUUUAUUUACAGGUUGUAUUUUUUAAUUAGUUAUAAUGUUGUUGUUGUUGUUGUUGCUGUUUUUUUUAUUUGUUUCUAAAAUGAUUUUACAGCAGAGUAAUUCAUACGUGUAUUAAAUAACGCAAGUAUUUCCCCUCUCAGAAAAUGCAAGUGAUUCUGUUCAUCCAGGUUAAUGACUAUCAGUUGCUUUCAUUGCAAUAAAAUAAAAAUAGUUGACAAAUAUCUGAAUUCACGACUUUGAUCAGUGCAGUGUUCUUAUGCUACUCAUAUGUAAAACUUUAUUUAUGAAUUGAUAUAUGCUUUUUUGUAUGUAGCCAUGUAUGUAUUUAUGUUGUUACAUAUAUGCAACGUUUCAGAAUGUUGAUACUGGAGGCUAAAUUAAAAAAGUGCAUACUGCUAAGUGUCUAGACGUUUGUCGGCCGAAAUGUUGAGGUUGUUUUCGUUCGCCUUAGCUUGAAGCCUUCCCCUUUAAGAAUGACUCUCUCCAACUCUCUUAGCCAAUGCCUGUGCCCCGAAAACCGUAGAAGCCAGGCGUGAAACGUGAGCCAGUAGUUGUUUAAAGGGAUUAUUCUUCCCACCCACAGUCCAGUCUCUUUGGGCUAGUUAGCAUAUCACGUGCCUGCGCUUUAAUGAACUGGACACAUGGAUAUAGUCGUGCGCAUGCGCGUGCGUAAAAUGUAGUUGGAAAUGAGGUAUCAGUCUUGGAGUAGGCGACUUUUAAAAAGCAUCGGCAGCCCGUGAUAUGACGACUUCGCUGGUCCUGCAUCCACGCUGGGCGGACACCUUGAUGUACGUGUAUGAAAAAAGCCCGAAUGAAAAUAAUCAGAAUAAAAGUCAAAUUAUGGAAGGAUUGAGCGGGAAUUGCCCUGCGACUCAUUGCAGGGAACUGAUCUCACACCCCGCGCUGGGGCGGCAUUCCGGCACCAUAGCGACUCACCAGGGAUCCGUGUACUCGGAUAUAUCUUCCCCAGAAACUGGGCGACAGUGUCCCGCUCCUCAGACGUCAUCUAGUGCCUCUCUGAGUUACGGCUACCCCUUUGGAAACCCUUACUACGGUUGCAGAUUAUCUCACUCGCACAACGUGAACUUGCAGCAGAAACCAUGUUCAUACCAUCCAGCAGAAAAGUAUGCCGAGACGAGCAGCGCUUUGCCCGCGGAGGAGCUCUCCAGCAGGGCAAAAGAGUUUGCUUUCUACCCGAGUUUUGCCAGCUCGUACCAGGCAGUUCCAGGAUAUCUAGACAUGUCGGUGGUUCCCAGUAUUAGCGCGCAUCCCGAGCCACGUCACGAUGCAUUGAUCCCUAUGGAGGGCUAUCAACACUGGGCUCUGUCGAAUGGCUGGGAUGGGCAGGUGUACUGUUCAAAGGAGCAAACACAGUCUUCUCAUCUGUGGAAAUCUCCGUUUCCAGAUGUUGUUCCGUUGCAGCCAGAAGUCAGCAGUUAUCGGCGAGGGCGCAAAAAGCGUGUUCCCUACACCAAGAUACAACUGAAAGAACUGGAAAAGGAGUAUGCAGCAAGCAAGUUUAUCACCAAAGACAAGAGACGACGCAUCUCUGCGACAACCAACCUCUCAGAACGCCAAGUUACUAUUUGGUUUCAGAACCGCAGAGUGAAGGAGAAAAAGUUUGUCAGCAAAUCCAAGACUAAUAAUCACAUGCAUACUUGAUGCAUGUUUCGUUCUUUGUUUUUCCCCGCCAGCUUCUAUCCUUCCGUCCAGAAAGCCUGAUUUUUACCUCUGUUCAGAAAUCAUGAAUGAAGAACAUCCGGGCAGCCUCACGCCUAACCUGUCUUCUUUCACUUUAUUUAAUUUAAAACAUGCACACAGUACCAUAACCGCUCACUCUUUGGCUUUUUGGGCAUAUGAUACAAAACUGUGAAAAUACAGAAAGAAAAAAAAAAACAUUUCAACUUCGUCCUUUUCUAUGAAUGUACAUAUAUAAAUAAUAAAUAUUUAAAAUUACACAAAUAUCAAAGAGACACAUGGUUUACGUGCAUCUGAAAAUGAAAGGAGACGCGACCCUUCUGUAUCUCUUCAUAUGUGCGUCAAAGCCAACCAGCCAGCCAGCAGAAAACACUCGAGUGGCUCAACACGCACGAGAAGAGACAAAAAUAUAUAUCUAUCGGACACUUUGGAUGAAUCAAGACUUGUAUAAACUCUCAAAAGGCUGUAGCAAAUAUUGAACUGAGUCACGAAUAGAAAGCGUAAUUUGUUUUUCGUGGAGAAGAUUUUGCUAGAAUGAGCCUGCGAGACUUCAAAAGCUAAAUGGUUCACUGUGGGAUACAUUGCUUUUUAAUGCCGAGGGUAAACCAGGCUGCUAAUGUUAACUGUACAGUUUAAUGCUUCUAUUAUUUAAUUUAGAUUUCGCGUAUGACAGGUCUGUAAAAAAGGAAUGUUUCAAGAUCAUUUGUAUGUGUCCCUAUUAGCAGUGAAGGAUAUGACUCUGCCAUGCAACUGGAAUGAUUGUACGCAUUUAAAAAUCAUUUAGUAUUAAACAUUAAUGCACAACCUUUUUGUUUUUAUAUAGAAAUAUGUAUCGUAAAGCAUUGGAGCUGUUCACACAACUUGUCUGUAUCUCUUUUUGUGCAGUAUGUGAACUGUAUUGUGGUGUUCAAUUCCUAAAGUAAUGAAUUGAGACAUAUUUCAUAAAUAAAAAUGACAAUG
Megalobrama amblycephala (Wuchang bream) is the source of this 3114-nucleotide messenger RNA. It is a transcript of the gene hoxc13a, whose product is annotated as homeobox C13a. Gene Ontology annotation, molecular function: DNA-binding transcription factor activity, RNA polymerase II-specific; RNA polymerase II cis-regulatory region sequence-specific DNA binding. Gene Ontology annotation, biological process: regulation of transcription by RNA polymerase II. The transcript has 2 exons. The record is from RefSeq and is a predicted model, not a curated record. Lineage: Eukaryota; Metazoa; Chordata; Actinopteri; Cypriniformes; Xenocyprididae. The coding region runs from base 1198 to 2118 and encodes 306 amino acids.